Molecule: messenger RNA, 572 nt
Organism: Chroicocephalus ridibundus (black-headed gull)
Lineage: Eukaryota; Metazoa; Chordata; Aves; Charadriiformes; Laridae
Gene: AGR3
Product: anterior gradient 3, protein disulphide isomerase family member
Exons: 7
Coding region: 1-498 (165 amino acids)
Cellular component (GO): endoplasmic reticulum
Molecular function (GO): dystroglycan binding
Source: RefSeq, a predicted model, not a curated record
AUGCUCCAUUCAACGUUGGCCUUGUCUCUCCUGCUAAUCGCAGUCUCUUCCAACCUUGCGAUGGCAAUCAAAAAGGAAAAACGAGCACCUCAGACACUGUCAAGAGGGUGGGGAGAUGAAAUUACCUGGGUACAAACUUACGAAGAAGGGCUUUAUCAAGCAAAAAAAAGUAACAAGCCACUGAUGGUAAUUCAUCAUUUGGAAGACUGUCAAUACUGCCAAGCACUGAAGAAAGCUUUUGCAGAAAAUGAAGAGAUACAGGAAAUGGCCCAAAAUAACUUCGUUAUGCUGAAUCUCAUGCAUGAAACCACAGAUAAAAACUUGUCACCUGAUGGACAAUACGUGCCACGAAUCAUGUUUGUAGACCCAUCUCUCACAGUCAGAGCUGAUAUCACAGGAAGAUACUCCAACCGGCUUUACACUUACGAACCACAAGACAUACCAUUCUUAAUAGAGAACAUGAAGAAAGCACUACGACUCAUUCAGACAGAACUGUAACCAGCAGCAGUGAAAUAACCAUAGCCUCUGCGAGGUGAAGCUGCAUUAGGAAACGUAAAAAUUUAAAAUAUUUU